Molecule: messenger RNA, 975 nt
Organism: Entrophospora candida
Lineage: Eukaryota; Fungi; Glomeromycota; Glomeromycetes; Entrophosporales; Entrophosporaceae
Source: the annotation of a GenBank genome assembly
AUGGCAAUUUCUUUUUUAACGUUAAGGAACAAUAGUAAUAUUUUAAAUAAGUCAUUAUCAACAUUGACAAAAAUAAUAAAAUUUUCACCAUUAAAGAAACAAUUUUAUAGUUCAAGACCAUCAGAAGACCACACUACUACUAAUAAAAUACGAUUUAAGGUUACAAUAAAUGAUAUAAGAAAACUUUAUCAAGAUCAAAAACCCAUUACUGUGUUAACUGCAUAUGAUUAUCCUACAGGAUUAUUUGUCGAAAAGGCAGGAAUUGAUAUUUGUCUAGUUGGUGAUUCUUUAGGAAUGGUGGCAUUAGGUUAUAAAACAACCAAUCCAACCACAUUAGAUGAAAUGUUAUAUCAUUGUCAAGCAGUUAGCAGAGGAAUUAGUAAACCAUUUUUGAUUGGUGAUAUGCCAUUUGGUAGUUAUGAAAUUAGUCCCGAGUAUGCUUUAAGAAAUGCCAUCCUGAAAUUAGAAGGUGGAUCAGAAAUGGCAGAUACCAUUCGUAAAAUAACUAGUGUUGGAAUUCCUGUUUUAGGUCAUUUGGGCUUAACACCACAACGCCAAUCAUCAUUGGGAGGUUUUAAAGUUCAAGGAAAAACAGUUAAAAAGGCAAAGAAAAUAUUGGAAGAUGCUAAAUCAAUUCAAGAUGCAGGAUGUUUUGCGAUGGUGCUUGAGGCCAUUCCAGAAGUAGUUGGGACAUUUAUAACAAAAGAAUUAAAUAUACCAACAAUUGGAAUUGGAGCAGGUCGAGGUACAAGUGGUCAAGUUUUGGUACAGCAAGAUAUGUUGGGUGUUUUUGAUAAAUUUACACCUAGUUUUAGUAAAAAAUAUGCAAAUCUUGAUAAAAUUAUUACUGAUGCGUGCAUAUCAUACCGUGAAGAAGUUAAAAAUCGUAUAUUUCCAGGCGAGGAACAUUGUUAUUCUAUGGACAAAGAAGAAUUAAAGAAAUUUAUGGAAUUCAUUGAUGAAAAGGAAAAAUAG